Messenger RNA from Cornus florida, 2566 nucleotides. RefSeq lists its product as uncharacterized. The transcript has 5 exons. NCBI's taxonomy places the organism in Eukaryota, Viridiplantae, Streptophyta, Magnoliopsida, Cornales, Cornaceae. The record is from RefSeq and is a predicted model, not a curated record. Bases 1 to 495 code for a protein of 164 amino acids.
AUGUAUCCACUUUUUGAGGACUGUUAUGAAUGUUACUCGUUUCAAUUCUAUGGUGAAUUGUGCUACACCAUUGAGGACCAUUUGAAGAAUUUGAAGGGAUUUUUGUGGAAAUAUGGCUGUGGGACGGAUCACUUGGAUUCUGUUAGGAUUUCUGAGGUGGAUCUGGGUAAGGUAUCCCGUUCAGAACUAUCUGAACUCAGAGAGGUUGUCCCUCUUCUACAUGAUGAUAUCAUGCAUGUACACGUGGACACUCAAUUGGGUACAAAUCCAUGGGGUUUAAAAGAUGUAACAGGUUGCAUGGAUGGCCAACAUUCUCUCCUUUAUGAUGGAAGGAAAUCUUCAGCUGAUGUUUCUAUUAAUGAAGGGGCUGUAUUUCUCUCUUCAUUUAGUCGUUUUACCUGUUGCAAAUGCUCAAGUGCGACAUUAAAUGCUCUGAGGUGGUUUACAGCUAAUAGUAGGCCAAGUAACCCAAGGGUUUGGGAUAGAUUACACUAAAGAAAGUAUGUGGUGGAUGGUGGGUGCCCUCAAUAUUACAUAUAUCAAUCUUCUUCUAGAGUAUGUUUAACUAGUGCUGUGUUGGAAUUUGGUGUUGAAAUUUUUGUGAACAGGUUUGCUUUAUGGAAAAAGGAAUAUUAAUAAUAAUAAAAAAGGGUGAAGAAUUUUACAAUGAGUUUCCCAGUUGAGAUUGAAAUAUUUUCAAGUUACAUGGACAUGGUUUGUUGCCUGGCUCCUUCUCCAGUAUUCCCCUGGCCUUUUUUUGGAGUGCAUUGGGUGGAGACAACCAUUUAAAGAGCUUUUUUAAAACAUUUAAGUUUGAUGGAUGUUGCACCUAGCUUUUGCUUAAAUAUACAUGUUUACGGAAUUGACCUUUCGGAGAAUCUCUUAGUACAGGCCUUUGUAACCUAAGAUUGGACAUUUGUUUCAGAAUGUUUUCUAUUGGUUCGUUUAGUUGGUCCUUGUGCAUUCUACUGAUGUAUUUCCACUUGUUCUCCAUUUUGAAAGACAUGUUGCAUUGAAGGUUGCAUUUUUGUGGACACAGAAUGACCUUUCUCUGUGGUAUGUUUUUUUUUUUUUUUUUCUGAGUUGUAGGCCAUGAGCCAUAGGCAAGUCACAUUUUGACACAAGGUUGGGAAUGCAAGGCAAUGUGAACUGAGGAUACAAAGCCUUGAUGGAAACCUAAACUGUGCCUUCAUAGUUCAAGCAUCAUAGCCAUUGGCUUUAGUGUCUUGUUUUGAACCAAAGAUUUAUUGGCUUAGUGUCUUCUUUUUCACUCUAACGGACUUACUAGCCCCAGAGCGGAAUGAAAACAUAUGAUUCAUGCAACGGACCCCAAAUAGUUGGGAAAAAGCUUUGGGUGGUGAUGGUUGUAGGCUCAUAGCCUCGAUGGUGAUGGUGGUUACCCACCUGGCCUAAUGCCCUAAAUAUCAAGCACAGUUCUUGGUUGGGUCGGUUUCACCCAAAUUUUUUGUGGCCUACCUAUGUUAAAUGUUCUCUUCUUUUGAGCCCGUUUGGCCUUGUUGUUUCAGCCAAAGCUGAAAACUGUUGUAAAUAUUUGACUCAUUUAUAUAAAACUCGCUUAACCUUCCAAAGAAAAAAAUAAGAAGAUUAACAAUGGGAUUUUAGAGGCAAUAUGGAGGUGGUGAUAUGACCAUGACUUUUGAGUCACUUUCAUAUUUUAAGUCUGUUAGAAGUUGAAAAUAUAUUAUUUUGGCUUAAAAAAUUGUUUCUGGUCAUUUUAUACUAUGAAAAUCUGAGCGCUUGUAUUUUUAGUUCUGGUUAUGUUUGUGAUAUUUUUGUAGUAAUGGGUUCAAUAGAUUCCUCUCAUAACCCGAGUCAUGACGGUUGAAUCGAGAGAUUAAUUAAAAGAUUUAUUUGACUUUUCACAAAUAUCAAAAUCUAUUGGAGUAGUUAAUAAAUAGAGAGCCCGUGCUCUUAUCAUGGGAAGACUCUUGGUAUCACUAUUCUUAUUGUAUGGGUCUGUAUAUAAAGGAAAAAUUUUCACUAAUUCUGCCAAAUAGAUAGGGUGAUUGAUUUGGUACGGUGGUAUAACUCAAACGGACAAGUAUGUGAUGAACACUGGUUCAAUGUUGAAACAUUCCCAAUGAGAGAAACCAAACUUUUUUCACUAGUUUAAGUAAUAAAGACAAACCUUAGGACAGGUCAUGGUAAUUUACCCAAUACAUAAAGAUUUGAGCUUCUAUAUAUAUAUAUCUUUGGGUAAAAGUAAAUUGUAUAAAUGAAGCAUACUGUACAAAGAUUUGAGCCAUGGACUCAUCAUCAAAAGGAGAAGGUCAUCUCAAUGCAAAUGAAAGAAGAGCUUUCUUGUCUGUUUAUGGCUCUCACUAAUGACAAGACCCGAGAAAAUGAAGCAACAGUCUACAGAUGAUGAAGCUGACUCAAACGCCGAUGAAAUCCAAGACUUGAUGGCUAAAUGUGAGAGUGGCUUUGAAGUGCCCAAGGAAAGGAAGUGAAAACCUAUAAAUUUAUUUAUUUAUUUUGUGUAAAAUAUGGUUUUAUAAAUUAGAUGGUUUUGGUCUAUUUAACAUUUGGUAAAUUAAUUUAAUGA